CCAAUCAGUGAAUACGUCUGAUUGGAGGCAACAACUGCCUGCUCCACAGUGUGUUCGGCGGCGGCGUAUCUGUCAAGUGGCAACCUCUCAACCUCAGCCCCUCACUCGAGCUCCCAAGGUAAUUCCGACAAACGACUUCUGCCGCAGAGCUCGUCUUGUUACGUUGUUGCUUUUUGUCCAUGAUCUAAUUCUCAACCCGCCCUUCUGUUGAGAAUUAUUUCCUCGUUUCUCUCGGCCCUGCACUACCCCGCCAGUGUCCCUCCGAAGUCGAGGACAUUGCAAACACCUGGUUGCGACAUCGCGGACCUCGCGGACCUGGUGCACGUCUGCAGACACGUCUGCCUUGCCCCCCGCCUCACCCGAAUUUUACCACAGCACCAUGGCAGACAAUGCGGAGAACAGCAGCGGUGGCGCUACCUUGACCUUCAAGGUCAAAACCUCUGGCGAUAGGAGCCAUACAAUCACGAUGGCUGAGACCACGACCGUCUUGGACCUCAAGACGAAGCUUGCUGGAGAGGACUUUGAGAACAUCCCUGUUGAGAGGCAGCGUCUGAUCUACUCGGGACGAGUCAUGAAGAAUGACGAUGCGCUCAGCACAUACAAAAUCAAAGCUGGAAACACCAUUCACAUGGUGAAGAGCGCAGCCAGCAAUCCGGCUCCCACUUCUUCCUCCUCCGCUCCUGUACCCCAGGCUGUCCCUCAGAACAUGGCUGCGGGGACGGCUGCAAAUAAUAUUCUGGCUGGGCUCACUGGCGCCAGAUUCGCCGGACAGGCAAACCUCCCGAGCCGAGACAUCUUCGGCGCCGAUGGCGGAAUGGGUGCCCCGCCCAACGAAGAUCAGAUGGCAGACAUGCUGUCAAACCCUGCGAUUGCACAAACCAUGAACGAGGCACUGAACAACCCGGCGUUUGUAGACUACAUGAUCCAGUCCAACCCGAUGCUGGCAAACAUGCCCAAUGCCCGAGAGAUGAUCCAGUCGCCCUACUUCCGCAACAUGAUGACCAACCCAGAGGCUCUACGGAUGGCGGCGAGAAUGAGGCGAAUGAUGGGCGGGGGAGGAGGACCAGGCUCCUUUCCGGCCCCCGGAGUCACCGACACCACUCCAGAAGGUGCGGCAGGCAGUGAUGGCAGCGCCGGCGCCGGUGGCGAAGGGCAAAACCAAAGCCCAUUCGGGUUUCCGGGCAUGUUUGGAGCAGCAGCUGGCGGUGGUGCCGACGCAAACCCGUUUGCAAACAUGUUCAACCCCUUUGGGGUUCACCCUCCGCAGACCCAAGGAUCAAAUCCAGCAUCACCGCCGGCAGCUGGCCAGACUGGCUCAGCGCCGCAAGCCGAUAGCAACUCCGCCCAGCGUGGCGCAGGCGAUGCCUCGGCGCAACCCGCAUCAACCCCAAACGCCCAGGCGAACCCCUUUGCAGCUCUCUUCGGCGCCAUGCCUGGGGCGCAAGCCGGUGGAGCCGCUCCGCAGAAUACACUUGGUCUCCAAUCCCUUUCACCAGAGAUGCUCCAGCAGGCAAUGCAGAUGUGGGGGUCAGGAGCAAUGGGCGGAGGACUGGGCGGAGGACUGGGCGGCUUUGGAGCACCAUCUCCUGCUUCCCCUCCCGAUAACCGACCGCCCGAGGAGCGGUAUGCCGAUCAGCUACGUCAGCUCAACGACAUGGGGUUUUACGACUUUGAUAGGAACAUCGCGGCCUUGCGACGGAGUGGUGGGAGCGUUCAGGGGGCUGUCGAGCAUCUGCUCAACAGUUCAUGAACCCUUUGUAGAAGCUUGCUAGGGUUGCGGUGGAUGAAGGAAAGGAGGGCAAACGUGGAAUAAAGGAAAGGGAACGCCGAAUUUGAUUGCGAAACGCGAUCAGCGGAGACUUUAAAAUGUAAUGAGCAGCGAUGAUAGAUAACUAUGGCUAGCUUAAUUCAUUAUUCCCCUUACGGGAUUCAUCCUCCAGAGGGCGUAUCUAUCUUGGCCCUGUGGAACACGCGCAACGUAGGCCCGCACAGCCUAGGUUGCUUCCUGGGUUGCUUCGUCACAGCCAAGAGGAGCAUACGGGGUUAUAUUUAUAUGCGGGCCGCAAUCGGCACACUCUGGCCCAGU
This is a messenger RNA of Phialemonium atrogriseum, 2086 nucleotides long. Its product is annotated as putative deubiquitination-protection protein dph1 protein. Gene Ontology annotation, cellular component: cytosol. Gene Ontology annotation, biological process: ubiquitin-dependent protein catabolic process. Gene Ontology annotation, molecular function: polyubiquitin modification-dependent protein binding. The coding region runs from base 380 to 1750 and encodes 456 amino acids. The record is from RefSeq and is a predicted model, not a curated record. The transcript has 2 exons. NCBI's taxonomy places the organism in Eukaryota, Fungi, Ascomycota, Sordariomycetes, Cephalothecales, Cephalothecaceae.